Molecule: messenger RNA, 2771 nt
Organism: Oncorhynchus masou masou (cherry salmon)
Lineage: Eukaryota; Metazoa; Chordata; Actinopteri; Salmoniformes; Salmonidae
Product: tropomyosin alpha-3 chain
Exons: 8
Coding region: 728-1474 (248 amino acids)
Biological process (GO): muscle contraction; actin filament organization
Cellular component (GO): actin filament
Molecular function (GO): actin filament binding
Source: RefSeq, a predicted model, not a curated record
GAGUGCUUUCCGGUCGAAGAUACAUUGUGCUCAAUGUGCUGACGGGAUCAUUUUUUAAACUUUCCUUCUGGGGACCAACUAGUGUUCUAGGGGCUGACUCUGGAUCAGCAUUCCAGUUUAUUGUCUACGCCAGACAUUUGGGUGUGGAGCAAGCCGGAAGUGGGUUGAAAAGGAAAGAGCUGAACCAAGCGGGCAGGGCAUAGUGAUUUAGAGACAGGGGAGAGAACGGACAGCAAAUCCCUUGUUAAGCCAAUUUUGAAUUCAUUCAUUCAUUCGUUUGAUUGAGCUUAAAUUGUAACCGCGUGCAAUUGAAAGAAUUCGACUCAUUUUCCACAGCGGAAGCCAAUGAAUUAGGACUGUUAGCUUGCCACGUCUGUAGAAUAAAAAAAACCACACAAAAAUAUUUGCGUCUUCCUGGUAAAUGAUAGCAGCAGAAACUAUUUAAAAUAUCUAACCGGAUUAGGCUACUUUGAAAACACGAAUUUUGGACGAAAUUCGGUUAGACCAGUGUCAAUCUUAAAUGCGUUAUUGAGUGUCCCUGCUGUUUGGAGGAAGAACGCAUAUUCCCACGCCACUACCCUACUACAAUCAACGUUUGACCAUUUGGCAGGGCGUUGCUGCUUUUUUUCUCUCCCGUUCUGAAGAACUCGUGCCGAAGUUGUAAAACUUUUUUAAAGAAGGGGAAACAAACUAACUAGGACUAACCUACUCUCACAAACAAAAUAAAAUGUCUGGAAACAACAGUAUCGACGCAGUUAAGCGAAAGAUCAAAGUUUUACAGCAACAGGCAGAUGAAGCCGAAGAACGAGCUGAACUUCUUCAGAGACAGGUCGAGGUGGAGAAAACAUCAAGAGAACAGGCUGAGGCUGAAGUUGCUUCCCUGAACAGGCGUAUCCAGCUGGUUGAGGAGGAGUUGGACAGGGCCCAGGAGAGACUGGCGACCGCUCUGCAGAAACUGGAGGAGGCAGAAAAGGCUGCAGAUGAAAGUGAGAGGGGCAUGAAGGUGAUUGAGAACAGGGCCCUGAAGGAUGAAGAGAAGAUGGAGCUACAGGAGAUCCAGCUGAAAGAGGCCAAGCACAUUGCUGAGGAGGCUGACCGCAAGUAUGAGGAGGUGGCUCGUAAGCUGCUGAUCAUCGAGGGGGAUCACGAGCGCACGGAGGAGAGGGCAGAGCUUGCUGAGGCUAAAUGUGCUGAACUGGAGGAGGAGCUGAAAAACGUCACCAAUAACCUUAAGUCCCUGGAGGCCCAGGCAGAGAAGUACUCCCAGAAGGAGGACAAGUAUGAGGAAGAGAUCAAGAUCCUGACUGACAAGCUCAAAGAGGCUGAGACUCGUGCUGAGUUUGCUGAGAGGUCUGUGGCCAAGCUGGAAAAGACCAUCGAUGAUCUGGAAGAGAGACUGGCCAAUGCCAAGGAGGAGAACCUCAAGAUCCAUGCCACCCUGGACCAGACCCUGCAGGACCUCAACAGCUUCUGAGAACCCCCCCCCCCUCCGACUUCUCUCUUUCUGUCUCUCCUUUCUCCUCACUCUGCUGUUGUUGGGGAUUUACCCUUGUGAUGCUGAAGCAUGCCAAAACCACUAUUUACUAUGACACCUUUAUUCUCAACAGCUUUGAUUGUUCUUGUUACAGAGUUCAUCAAUGUGACACAUUGUGGAAGGGCUUGCCUUUAUCCAUUGGAAUGGUCUUAAGUAUGACCGAGUGUCCCUAUUAAUGUGGUCUACUAUGCCAUCUUCUCCUUGCUUGAAUGUGGCUAGCAUGACUGCCUUUAAGGAUUCCUUGCCAAGUUAACGAGAACACUGUCUGUCCACUCACCCAUAGAAUAUCCCAUUUUGGUUUCUAUCCAUUCAAGAUCAACCAUAGAAAAUGGGGAAACGGGCACAUGAUUUUUCUAGCCAUUUACUACAUAGGAUUAUUCACUUCUGACUUCAGUCCUGCCGUUGUAUUCCAUGGACUGGUUCUGUUUUCUUCUGUAUCACCUUCCUUUAAUGACUAAACCCUCAAAGUUCACACAUCUGAAAGUGCUGAAGUGGUAACUACGUUGCUUUGGCAUUUGCAAUCCUUUGAUUAGUAAACACCAAAAAAGUAUAUAGUGGAUAGGGUCCAAAAUGGAACUAGGCUUCUUUCCGUCCUUAUAUACAGUAUAUCCCUUUUAUCCCACCCUUUGCCUACUUUACACCAAUAUAGUCUGGGACAAAAACCACAUUGGGUGGUCUGAAUUUGAUGAUGUCCAAGCGGUAUCAUGCAAUCAAGUUAGUUGUUUUUGUGUUUUUCCUAUUCCUUGGGGAUAUGCACAAUUUGUUUGAUAUUUUGCCCAAUGUAUGUGUUUUCUCCUACUGAAACCAUAGCCACAAUCAAAAAAGUGCUGCACUUGUAUGACACUUAAUUAUUCGGCCUCAACUCUCCAAUUCUGAACUUUUUUAAGCGAAUUGGUCUUUUGACCUAUUACAUCAGAUAUUUUCCAGAGGUUAUUGGUCAAACGAUAUCAGAAUUGGGUUGCCUGUUAAUGCAGCCUUUAGUUUGAGAAGUUUAUAGUGAGGUUGUUGGGUUCACAAAUCAAUGGCUAUCACUUUGCCCGUACCAAGCCAAUUAUAGAAAAUGGGUGGGGGAUUUAAACCUAUACUUUAAGUAGGAUUUAAACUACAACACGUAAAAUAAUUCACCUCAAUGUUUUAACUGGAAAUUCACCAGAGAUGUAUAACCACUUUGUCUUGUUCCAUUGUAAUGACGUUUUCUUUGUUGAAUAAAGACCAUGAUUUUUACUGCCAUACAAAA